Messenger RNA from Corythoichthys intestinalis (scribbled pipefish), 7678 nucleotides. RefSeq names its product NHS-like 1a (gene nhsl1a). The coding region runs from base 166 to 4776 and encodes 1536 amino acids. The record is from RefSeq and is a predicted model, not a curated record. Gene Ontology annotation, biological process: cell differentiation. NCBI's taxonomy places the organism in Eukaryota, Metazoa, Chordata, Actinopteri, Syngnathiformes, Syngnathidae. The transcript has 10 exons.
CUGUGGCAAGGUCGGCGGGUUGCGACCAACAUGGAAGAAUUGUUUUUACCUGGAGUUGCACCUGACUGAAAAAUGUCAAGAGCUAUAAUUUUGAAGUAGAACGCUUUUUUGUCACUGAGCCAUUGGAGCCAUUUAUUCCAACAGCUAGUUGGUAUUCAUGGCAGGAUGAUUUCUUACGUAGAUUGUUUGGGUGGUGACGGGGCGGGGAACGGUGUGGCGUCCCAGUGCUGGAGUUCGAGACCGGACGAGGACCAAGACCAGCUUCUUCCUCGCAAGAUCCCCCCACUUCAGCCCAGGACAGAAGGCAGUCUUCGACGACGCCUGCUUACAGCUAAAAUCCACCAGCACCAUGAAGCCAUUUGGGGCAGAAAUGCAGGGGUGGCUGGAUGGCCACCCUCUGGCGAAAAAAAGCCUGUUCCACCUCAUCCCCAACAUUCCAGCUCCUGGCACAUCCAGCAUCACUCGCCACAAUUCCGAAUCCAAACAAGCGUCCCAGCGGAGGCUCACGGCAAACGCCCAUUUACCGCCGAAGUUUAUGGGAAGCAAUCUUUGCAUUCCCAUCUGGUUUCCCGCCCUGCAGUCAACCAAUGGCGACGGACGAGCUCCUGCACUCCAAUUCCAGAGCCUCGUCCUGGCUACACUGCUCCAGCCCCCUCAAAUCUGAAAGUCACAUCUCCUCUUAGAGAGUUAGAGGUGCCGCCGCAAUACAGCUACCGGCCCAGCAGAAGGCAUAAGAAUAAAUUUUUGGGUUUUAAAAAGCAGCAGCAGAAGGAGACCACGCCGCUUCUGCACACAGCAAAGGAUGGUGACCGGUGGUCCAUUCAGUACACUACCCAGAAGCCACAGCAGGGUCUGCUCUUCGUCCCUGCAAAACGACCACACGCUAGCACUGAGGACUUGCAAGCAUAUAGCAAGGUGACCCAGUAUGGAGACAGCAAACCCACCACCUCUCUUCUCUGCACCCCGAGCCCCACCUCUGGCUCAUCCUCUAGACUCCAACAAUCAGAAGGGAAUUUGUGCAGGCGAUGGAGAGACAAAAGCAGGAAGAUGAGGUUCACAUUUUGGGACUUUCUCUCUCAGUCAUGCUUUUCUGUUUGUCUCGAGUGGUCAGUUUGGAAAAGAAAGUCCUCAGCCUCAUCGGAUGAAGAGGAAACCAUCAUCCACAACGACACACGUCCUAUGACCCCACUUGUUCUCAACCCAAUUGAGCUCACAUCCUGUUGGGACAUCUUUGCCUGUGAGACGGAGCUUGGUUUGAAUGCAAACCCGAUCCCCCGACUCCCGACCCCAGAGGAGAGGAUGAGGCAACAGGCGGAUGCGGUGACAGCUGAAAUAGUUCCUAUUAACAUAACAGGUCAGAGUUUUGAUCGGCAGGCCAGCUUCCGAAAAGUGGCUGGCAACACAGACUCCUCAACUCGCCACUCUCGGAAUUUAAGCCACUGCUUAACAGUCACUGGGAACCCUAUUGAUGUCAUCAAUAAACAGGAUUUUCCUGCGGAUGAGUUCUCCACGGCUCCACACCAACAGGAAGAUGAGGAGUUGGUCAGGAAAAAGAAGGAGUCGUUGUCGAGGAAGAUCCGAGCCCCGAGAGGGGAAGGAAUAGCUAGCCUCAUGAUGUCCCUCACCUCACCACGUGUCAAUGGCCUUUCCAGCCCCUCAGAAGUACACAGCUUGCCCCGCAUGGCCACCAGCUCCUCUUUGGAUUCGGACACAAGCUGUAAUAGCAUCUCUUACAGGACACUGAGCGCCUCCUCUUCCUGUUCGCAGGAUUUUCCCAGUGACCUGCAACCCCUGUUGCUCAGCGACCUGAGGGCAAGGCAUCAUUGUCCUUCCCCUUCUCAUUUUAUAGCCUUUCCAUGUUCACAGAAGUUGGGAAGUUCUUGUUCUCGUGAUCUUGGUGACAAGUCUCAACACUACAGCAACUACAGUUUCCCAUCCACCUCGAUUGCAGAUGCCGAGACUCAUGAUGGAGGGCCAACCUUUUCACAAUGUGAACACAAUUGCUCCUUCCAGCCCCUGGACUUCAGUCCAUUGGCGGCCAAGUGGCGCACCAUCAGCCAUGAGACAAGUUCCAUUUCUGUGGUUUCUUCUGAAUGCUCCUCUCCAUGUAACUUUGAAUCAGUAUACUCUGAAGAUGAGUCCUUGUUUUCCUCACAGACUCGAACUAGAUCAUCCAGCACUUCGUCCUCCUCCCGCAGCAUCUCUCUCCGCAAGUCUAAGCGUCCCCCGCCCCCACCUUUACGGUCUGACUCCCUUCAGCGUCGAUUAGGCCGCAGCAAGUCAUGUCGUACAUCACAGAGUCCAUGUGUAGAGCACAGUCUUUGCUUGUCAACGCAGACAUUGCAUGAUCCCUGGGUGCCCCGGAGCCUUACUGAACAACAUCAGAAUGGGAUUGACUGUGGCACUGUCACUACCUUUGAACCCUUAAGUGUAGAUAACCAUGCAGUUUCUACUGUGGAGAUUUCUUCAAACUUUGACUACAAUGUUGCUUACACGCCUGGUUCUACGGCUUCUAAAAAGGAAGAACCACUUCAGUGUCCCUUUUCCCCUUCUGGUAGUUUCUCCAGUCACCCCCUGAAAAGAAACUCCUCAGGAGCCUUUUCUCUUCCCCAAAACUCCCCUUUCUUCUACCCUUGUGCAACUUCUCUGCCUCUGUCUCCCAAGAAGUUGGAACCACAACCAACAAAGAGGAAGUCCUCUCUCUUCUCCUCCAUUUCCUCUUCCUUUUCUUCCACUUCUUCCUUGUCAUCUUGCUCGUCCUCCAAUUCAGCUGCCCAGCAUACUCAUCCCACUGGCCAAUUGCUUCCUCCCCCUCCACCUCCCCCUCCUCCACCACCUCCUCUUCACUCACCUCCUCAUCCCACACCUUUGCAACCUUCUCCUAUUCCUCCUCACUGCCUUUACUCCCCACUAUCUUCUCUUCCUCCUCCCCCUCCCCUACCACCUUCUUUUCUUAAUCCUUCCCUACCUCUACAAUCAUCAUCUCCUUCUUUCACUCCUCUCCAACAAUCCUCUCUUCAUCCUACUCAUUUGCCACUUUCUUCUCUUCCUCCUCCCCCUCCUCUCCCAUCAUCAUUAUCCAUUCCUUUUCCUUCAGCUCCUAGCAAGUCAUCGUCUCUGCAUCCCACUCCUUUGUCACAUUCUCCUUAUCCUUUGCUUCCUCUGUCAGCAUCUUUUCCUCUUCAACCUGCUCAUCUCCCGCCGUCUUCUAUUCCUCCUCCCCCUCCUCUGCCUCCAUCAUCUCAUUCCCCUUGCCAUCCUAAUCUCCCACAUUCAUCUCCUCCUCAUCCUCCUUUUUCUCUGCCUACAUCUGUUCCUCCUUCCUUAGUGCCAUCAUCAUUAACUCCACCACUUCCUCCUUCUUUUGCCUCUCGACCCCCUCCUCCCCCAUACUCCCAUGCAGUCAAGCAGUCCUCCCAUCCUGCUGCGCUUUUCUCGAAGUCCUCUGCUGUUGCUUACCCACCCUCCAGGUUACACUCGCGACAGGGCAUUGGCACGUCCCAAAAUCAUGGGGGAAAACAGCUGAAUCCACCCACUCGCCCUCUUGUCACUGCACAGGCUUUGCAGAGCAUCAAACUUCGUUCCAUUACAAACCAAGACGACCUACCCUCAAGCAGCAUGUCAGCCAGUGCCAAGCAUUCUGACACUCCUGGGCCAGAUGUUAUUUUGAGCCUUCAUACCCCUGCGCAUGCUAACUCAAAGCAACCCCAACCGGGGAUAUUGCCUACUUGUGAGGUGAUGUCAAAAGAAGAGUCUGUAUACACUCAAAUCCACACUGAAAACCAAGGUGAUCAAAUUAAAAAUUGCCAAAUAUAUCCUGGGGAUUCUCAAAUGUUUUCUAGACUGAUGAACAAUCAGAGACAUGAGUGUUCCUUUCUGAAAACAUCUGAUAUUACCAUAAAAGAACAGCAGUCUGAGACCCAACUGUUGUUCGAGGCUAAGUUAUCCGAGUCAUCAUACAGGCCAGAAGAAGAGGUUGCAAGCUUAAGGAAGAAACAUUGCCUUCCAAAGCAACCCAAUCUUAGUAUUCAAGGAGUCAAGCCAUCUCCAGAGUACAGGGGAGAGCAAAAAGAGGGGUGUGGUACGGCAUCAAUUGCAUCUGACCCAUACACAAAAUGCUUCCCUGGCAACAUAUCCCACAGUGAUACGUCAUCAAGCCAUAAUAGCUGCCAUUCCUUGAACAUGGUGGAUGAAGUCUCAUACUCUUUUGACACUUUAACACGUAGCACUUUAGCAGUCCAAAUUGGUGCUGGCAAAUCACUGCAGCAGGAAGUGGACAGACAAUGCCACAGAAGGGUGAUGAGGGCACUGGGUGAGAACGAGGAACAAGACAAGGAGCAGAGAAAGACAUCUAUGUUUGCUGCCACCAAAAAUGAUAUACAUAGGAAGAAGAAGAGGGCAGCAGGAAGACACCUGCUAAUGAUGCCGCAGAGUAGGCUUUCGUCAUCCUCUUCAGCUUCCUCGUCUUCAUCCUCAGAUGACGAGGCUGAGUCACAGAUAAGGGAAAGCAAUUUGUGUGCGCCAAUCGUUCCGAGAAGCCUCUCUCUGAGCAGUGUGCUGUCCAAUGACAACCUGCAAGGAGCAGUAUCAUUGAAUGACCUCCUCAUAGAAGAACAACCGGAAGAAGAUGAGAAGGAUGUGCACAGAAAGAUUGAUGCUGAUGGGCAUUCUAAUGCCAUGCUGGUUCCCACAGUCAAUUUCACUGGUGGACUACGAACAACUGAAGACCUCUUCGCUGUCAUACACAGCAGUGCAUUAUGGGAAGGGACGGCUUAAUUGGCAGUCAAAACGGAAGAUGUUUGGACGGAGAGGUUCCUCUUGUCUGAUCUCAGUCGACAACCGUCCUCGACCAGCGCCACAAACCUUUGUAACUCACAAAGGUAGAAGACAAUCAAAAAGCGAGAGCUUCAAGGCACUUCUACUGAGGAAGGGCAGUCGCUUGCAGUCGUCCUCUCGCCUAUCAGCUGUCGAACGUCUUCGUGUGGCCACUCCUCCAGUUGCUUCAGGACCAGUGCCUGCCCACGUCCGAGACACAUGCUUCUAUCAAUCCUUGUGUACAGUCAACACUCACUUGACUCUUGAGGUUUCACAAGCGUUUCCAGAUAUAAAUACGUCCUUAGCGAUAGGGCAAAGUGGGUUUCCACUGUUCUCUUUGCCUGUCUUCCCUCCGUCCCACUUUGCCAGGAAACCACACACUGUUUUCAGGUCAGCCAGUUGGCGUUUGCCUGCUCACCACCGCCACUUUGCCGGCCCCAUGACUGCCAUUUUUGAAAGUGAAGGAGAACAGGAGUAAUACUGCUCCCAAAAUGUUAUUCAUGAUGAAUGCCUGUUCAUUUGUCCUUCCAUCCGUCUAACCGUCCACCCAUCCAUCUAUCUUCUGGGACUGUUUAAGUCAUUGUAUCUGUUUUAACACGAUAAUGACAUACUGUAAUAAGCUUUGUGGCCUCCUCUCUAUGAAAACAUCAUGUUUGAAAGGGUCUAAGGCCAUGUCUACACAUAGCAGGGUAUUUGGCAAAAAGAAGUUUUUCUACGGUUUGGCCUAUCAUCCUCACGCACACGCACAUUUAAACGAGGGAUUUUAAAAAGUGCGACCAAAGUGAAGAUGUGCGAAUUCUGCAUUUGCAUGUGGUCACUGAUAUCUGAAGAUUUAAGUGUGGAAAUGUCACUGACUGCGACAAACUUUUUCCAUACAUCACACAUGAGACCAUUGUUUACAUUUGGAGUAAAUUAGACAGGUGCUUUUUUGCUUCCAUUUAUUUACAAACUCUUGCAGUGCUUCAUAUUGAAGAACACAUGCGAAGGAUGGGGGUAUUAUGGACAAUUUUUUUCGCCCAUUGUUAUGAAUGUACUUAAAAAUGAAUGAAUGCGGUUGGCUGUGGAAGCUUUUUGUUUUCCUACAAACGUGCUGGUGUGGACGUAAUUAUUUUUUCCCCAACGUAUUAGGGCAGAAUCCUCAGUUUAAAAAAAAAUGCUAGGUAUUGACAUGGCCUAAGAAUGGCUUAUUAGUGGAUGUUUUGGAAAUAAUAAUUAUAAUGAUGCUAAAACGAGAACAGAGAACAUCAAGCUCAUGUGCAUCUUCAUGACAUUCUCGAAUGUGGUUAAAUGAAUUCUGCUCUUGUGGAAUGUGAUCUAAAUAUAUCAUAUCAUUCAUAACAUUCGGUUUCAGCAAGUGAAAGCAACCGUACUGUGGUACAGAGGAUGCCUUGCAGUCGAAGGAUAAUUGCACCGAUUGAUACAAGGUGGAAAAUGUGAGCAUUUUAGUCGUCAUAAGUAUGGGAAUUAAGCAUUAAACAGCAGUUAAUUAGAUUACUGUAUAUGAAUAUUUUGUGCAAAAAUGGUAAAAGUUGAAGAAGGUAUAUAAAUAAACACUUUUGAAGGGCACAAUAGAAUGCAGUAUGUUUACUAACAUUUCAUUUUUCUCGCAAGGUGCAUGGCAAAACAUUUUUAAAAUGUUAAAAAUGGAUUGAUGGAAUUCUUGACUACGGUCUGUUCAGCAGAGGCUUUUUCUAUCAGAUUUAAAACUUCUUAUUGUGCAAGGGCGCAGUAAGCCAUUGAACACCUUUUUCAGAGACAAGAAUAUUAAAUGGAAACACUCCCUUGUCAAAAUGGAUAUAUGAUGUAGUCUACUGUAGAUACAAAUUAAUAAAACUGUGUUGGUUCAGUCAGAAGUGAGACCCAGUUUAUUCUUUAUGUAUGAAUCAUACUUACAAAUUAAGAGGAAUUAAAAAAAAAAAAAAAAAAAGUUAUUUCCAUGGGUUUAUGGGUUAGACAUUCACUUAAUGACUCAAAUAGUUGACAUCUUCAAACUCAAACAACUAAAUCUACGCAACUAUGGACAGGGGUGAAAGCUUUUAUCCCGAAAAUAGAACGGCAACUGUCAAACCCACGUGUUAAAAAAAAAAAAAAAAAAAAACUGCCAAGCUCCCACACACACAUCUCAUCUCCAAGAAAAAAAACAAUCUACUAACGUCAGAUUUACAUACACAAGUGGUUACAACAAGCAUAAUACAAUGCUUGUGUAGCGUAAUUCGUUUCCACCUAAUUUCUGCUGCCCAACGUCUCUGUCAGAGUCUGACGAGUCACAUCGAUGUCCGCAUGCGCGCAGCAAACCACCCUGGACUCAUUUGUCCGUUCAAUUGGCUGACACACCGACAUGUGAUCAGCGUGGAUAGUUAGCUCUGAUUGGGACAAAUGCACUUUUUCUGGAACAACAACAACAACAAAAAAAGAACUUGCUUGUUGAAUUAAUGCGAUAAAAAAGAGCAAUGCAAUGAAAAAUUGAUCAGAUCUUUAAGAGAAAGGAAAAGAAUUAGAGGUUUACUUUAUUUGCUUUGGUGGGGCGGUUCAGAACAUUUUCCAUGUUAAUGUGCACUUUGGACUUAUUGUUGUUCAUUUAUGUCAGGAUACUUAUUUCCUUAUGAUUAAAAAAAAAAAAAAAAUCUGUAUUUGCGUUAUCUUCAAAAUAUAUUCCAUUUCACUGUGCAAUGUAAGUCAUUUGUACUUUUUGUUGAUGUAUGUUAAUCUUUAUUAUUAAAAAGAAAGAAAAAAAGACAAUGUUUACAUUAUCUUCAAUUUUAAUGCAAAGUCGCUAAAAUCGAAGUUUUGUAUUUCGAUGUGAGGAAAUGAGGAAAAAUAAAUAAUUACUAUUAUAAAUAAUUAGGUGAUGGAGUUUGGGGUC